CUGACGUCAUGAGAUUUCCUGGAAUCUGGUUACAGCCGGAGAAAUGGAAAUGUUACACUCUAAACAAGAUGUACAUUGACGUCAGCGCGGGCAGCUUCAUCAUCACCGUCAUCACCGUCAUCAGCAUGCUGCUCCCAGCCAGGCACACCGAGCCUUCUCUCUACACUUAACCGCUGCCAGACCGCACAGCACCGGGCAACAUGUGGGGUGAGUGCCGGGCACUGGUUCCUGGCUGCCGGAAGGUGACCGCGCAGUCUGUAUAGAGGCCUGAGCGAGAGAACCUUCACAGCCGCGAUAUUGUCAUUGGCUGCCACAGGAGAGAUGCCAGCGCACCAGAUCCACACGCCGGGAUCACUAUUGUCUCAGGGAAUAGUCGUGGCAGCGUCGUCCACAAGCUUGCACAUCCCCCAGCAGAUUGCAGAAGAAACGACGCGGAAGCGGGAGGUGCGACUGAUGAAAAACAGGGAAGCGGCUCGGGAAUGUCGUAAAAAGAAGAAAGAAUAUGUGAAAUGUCUGGAAAAUCGCGUGGCGGUGCUUGAGAACCAGAACAAGACUCUGAUUGAGGAACUGAAGGCCCUCAAAGAUCUAUAUUGUCAUAAAGCGGAGUAACUUUUUUGGACUUUGGACUUGGUUAGAGUCGUUGGCCUUAACGGUUGCAUUUCGGACUCCAAGGUGGACUGCCAUGAGUCUGGGAGGAAGUCCCGUUCAUUUAGGUUUCCGACGAAUCGGGAGUGUAAAUCACAAUAUGAAUUAUUUUAAUUCUUUGUAAGAUAGUGUAUUUUAUAUAAUUGCAUGCAUCAUUUUAUUUUUUGAUAUUUUUGCCUUUCACCGCUUGCAGGGAAGCAGCGAAGGCAUGUCGACUCAGGAGGAAAGAGUACAUUAGAUGCCUGGAGAGCCACAAUGCCUUCCUGGAGAUGCAUAACCAGCAGCUGCUGAAGGAGCUGGAAGCUUAUAGAAAUCUGUAUAGGAAUAGUUCCUGCAGAAACUCCAACAUUCCUUAAAUAUAGCUCUAGUUUGUCACAA
Molecule: messenger RNA, 1023 nt
Organism: Bufo bufo (common toad)
Lineage: Eukaryota; Metazoa; Chordata; Amphibia; Anura; Bufonidae
Gene: CREM
Product: cAMP responsive element modulator
Exons: 3
Coding region: 322-609 (95 amino acids)
Biological process (GO): regulation of transcription by RNA polymerase II
Cellular component (GO): nucleus; ATF4-CREB1 transcription factor complex
Molecular function (GO): RNA polymerase II cis-regulatory region sequence-specific DNA binding; DNA-binding transcription factor activity, RNA polymerase II-specific
Source: RefSeq, a predicted model, not a curated record